Thamnophis sirtalis is the source of this 819-nucleotide messenger RNA. The record is from RefSeq and is a predicted model, not a curated record. NCBI's taxonomy places the organism in Eukaryota, Metazoa, Chordata, Lepidosauria, Squamata, Natricidae.
AUGUUCAAUGGUUUUUUGCAGGUUCUUGAGAUGGAAGGUCUUCUAAAAACGCAUUAUGAACAAGCAAGACUAGAACUCAUUGAGCAGACCCGAACUGAAGCAAUCCUGGUAGGCAUUGCCAGAGUGAAAGAGAAAAUGGAAAUUGAGCAGCAAAUGAAGGAACAAGACAUGUCAGUGCAAUCAUAUGAAGCCAUGGGAUCCAGAUCAAAUCCAAUCUAUAUAUUCAGUCAUAUUUCUGUUUUAAAAUUUCAGGAAUUAAUGGCUGAGCAGGACUCUCAGUAUCUUUUUGAAUUGGAUGGAAACAAGAAUGCAGAUGAACUUUUUAAAUCAGUAAUAGCCCGCCUUGAAUCCAUGGGUCAACGGAAUGGAGCUCUUAUAACCAAGCUUCAGAGUGGAGACGAAGAAUUGUUAGAUGGUCUGGAAAAUGGUGAACUUUUUCGGGUGCUUUCAUCCUAUAAACUUGUAGGACCUAGACAUCGAUGGCGUCGCAGCAAAUGGGGCCGAGCAUGUCCUGUGGCUUUAAAAGAUGGUGAGAUUAUCACGGGAACUGCAGACAAUGCUGUUAGCUUCUUAGGUAAGAUGUACCUGUUUUCUACAGAAGAGGCAUUGAAACAAUUCAUGCUGAAUCCACGUUCCUACCUGCUUCCACCUAUGCCUCUUCCACCUUGUAAAGUACUGAUAUUGGGCCCUCCAUUAUCUGGGAAAACAACCCUGUGUGAGUUGCUUGCCAACCAUUAUCAAGGAAAGGGAGAGAUAUACAGGAAACCAUCACUGCAGAUGGAUUUUUAUGGAAAAGGGAUGCAUGAACUUCAAUAUUAA